This is a messenger RNA of Cornus florida, 753 nucleotides long. RefSeq lists its product as uncharacterized. Bases 1 to 753 code for a protein of 250 amino acids. Lineage: Eukaryota; Viridiplantae; Streptophyta; Magnoliopsida; Cornales; Cornaceae. The transcript has 2 exons. The record is from RefSeq and is a predicted model, not a curated record.
AUGGCAAUAGAGCUAGACACUGUUCAACCGCAACAACAGGAGACCAUGCAGAAGAUACGCGAAGAGAUGCAAGCGCAACUAGACGUCCUGCGACAAGCAAAUAAAGCCAGCACUAAGCAAAUCAAUAUGCUAAGGCAGGCUCGAGAAACCAGCGUGCAAAAUCGAGCCUGGGCAAUUCCAAAAGCCGCAGUAGAUAGCCAUCCUAUCCGGGUAAUUAACGCAAUUCAUGGCCGUCCGGAAGAAGACGAGCAAUCGGGAAAUUCCUACAGGAUCCAGCUCAAACAAGCCCAUAAGCUGUGGAGGAUUGGGGAAAUCAAUACCGUCGACUGCAAACCCAAUCCAGCACAAGUUUUGUUUCAUAAAGGGGAUCUCAGAAGGGUGCAACACCUGCACGCAGACCCAUUAGUAGUUAGUCUACUAAUGGCCAACUGUCUGGUCAGACGAGUACUGAUUGACCCCGACAGUAGAGCUAAUAUCAUGACAAAGUGGACGUUCGAUCAGUUAAAAUUGGCUGCAGACCAGAUUUGUCCCACUAAAAGUCCUUUGGUAGGAUUCGAUGGGAGAAGAGUGGAGCCCACAGGUGUGAUCACGCUAUCAGUCACUGUUGCUAAAAGAUCCCUAAAAGAGAACUUCGUGAUUGUGGAUAUUCACCCGACCUACAAUUUGCUAAUGGGUCGAGGAUGGAUCCACUACAUGGAAGGAGUCCCAUCAACCCUGCACCAAGUCAUGAGAUGCAUAAGCCCGAAUGGUUAA